CUCUUCAUACAAAUGGGACUCCCAUCACAGUCUCUUUAUGCCAACACAGAAACAGACGUGUCUCAAUACAGCUGGAAAUUAGAGUAUGAAAAGGUGCACCUGACAGGAUUGCUGGUGCUUCUACAGAGUGGUGACUGAAGCAAAGGCAGUUUAGACUUGCCAGGAAUGUAAACAGUGGGGGGAAAGCAUCAAAACUGAGGGAAAACUUACUUGAUUUAUUUGUUUCAUUGGCAUACACUUCGUGCUUCAGAUCAGGAAACCAUGAGCUGGCUUAGUUUUACUUAUUUGGAAGAAUACCUGAGCUCUAUGAUCCACCCUCUGUGGUUAUUCCUGCUUCCAAUUUUGCUUUAUUCAUUAUGGUUUUAUUUUUAUUUUGUUGGCUGUACUAUCUCAUUUUUGUUCUAUGCUUACAAGAAGAUGAAUAACCACCAAGAAAAUAAUUUCUAUAGCAAAUUUUGGGACAAGCCAAGGCAUGUUUUCUCUCAAUUUGUAGAGCUAGUUGGAAAUAUAUGGCAUGGUUAUGAAAUUGUUGGCAUGGAACAUCUCCCUAAAGGACCAGGGAUUAUUAUUUUUCAUCACUCAAUUAUUCUUGUUGGCUAUACCUUAUUUGUGACAAAAGUUUAUAGAGAGACAGGGAGGCUGUGCCAUUCAGUAAUUGAUCAUGCCCUGUAUGGGAUUCCAGGGCUGAAGAUGUUUUAUGAUGUGAUCUAUUUGAGAGAUUUCAAGAAAGCCGAAUGUGUGGAAAUUCUGAAGAAAGGCAAUUUAUUGGGCAUUGCACCUGGUGGAGCUAGAGAAGCAAACUUUAGUAAUGACUACAGCUUAAUGUGGGGUAACCGCACAGGUUUCGCUCAGAUAGCUUUGGAGGCGAAAGUGCCCAUCAUCCCAAUAUAUACACAAAACAGUUGUGAAACAUACAGGACCAUUGGAAAGACAAGGCUGACAAAAUGGCUGUAUGAGAAAACUCGACGUGUACUCCUUCCCAUAUAUGGAGGGUUUCCAGUGAAAUUGAGGACAUAUAUUGGAGAACCCAUCCCAUAUGAUCCAAAUACAACUCCCACAGAGCUGGUUGAAAAAACCAAGGCUGCAUUUGAAAAUCUUCGGGAUAGACACCAAAAACAGCCAGGAAAUAUAUUUAGAGCUAUCUUAGAGCGAUUUGAUAAGCAAUACAAAGAUAACUAGUCUAUGUAAAACAGUUUCAGUGUUUAUGAUUAUGCAUCUGUAAUAGAAAACUAAUAAUUAUGCAAUUAAAGCUAAGGUAAUGCACAUAGAA
Molecule: messenger RNA, 1270 nt
Organism: Zootoca vivipara (common lizard)
Lineage: Eukaryota; Metazoa; Chordata; Lepidosauria; Squamata; Lacertidae
Product: DGAT1/2-independent enzyme synthesizing storage lipids
Cellular component (GO): membrane
Molecular function (GO): acyltransferase activity
Source: RefSeq, a predicted model, not a curated record